CAUUUGGUGAUGUCAUCAAAUCGGGACAACUCACUCGAAGAAGUCGUCUGUUACUUCUCAAUCCUGAAAUACAGCAGCCGUCAUGUUGGUUUUACUCAAGGGUUUUGCUCUUAUGCCCUCAGCACACUCUUCGAGGACGAUGCCGCCUGUCAGCCGGUUGCUUCGCUGUUAUCGCAGUCGUUCGGCUCUGCCCAGGCUGUGCGCUGGGUUUCACCGUCGCUCUCCGGGACCACCGACGGCCACAGCCGGGACGGGAGCCCGGCAGGACCAGCGUCGAUUUCGUUGCCUGUUACCCGCUGACAGAGGCGAAUUCGGCCUGGUCAGCUGUAGAGGAGUCUCGGCGUCACCGACUAUCAGAAGCGACGCUGUCGGGAAGAUCCAGUCAACGCAUUAUCAGCUCGUUUACACAUGCAAGGUUUGCUCCACCAGAUCCGCGCAGAAGAUAUCCAAGCUGGCGUACCACAAAGGUGUGGUGAUAGUGACAUGUCCAGGAUGCGAGAAUCACCACAUCAUCGCGGAUAACCUCCGCUGGUUCUCUGACCUGGAAGGGAAGAGAAACAUUGAGGAAAUCCUUGCUGCCAAAGGAGAGACCGUGAAGAGGAUUGAAGGAAGUGCUGCUUUGGAGAUAGUGGCGGAUGAAUCAAGCAAAGACAGGUCACAGUGUGGUGAGGACACUGAAAAAUCAGACAAUGAUCCAGAAAAACAGUAAUGCUGUGUUUAUACUAUGUGUGUAUAUUGCAAGAUGUUUAUAUUUAACUUCACAAUAAAUGUACAUUUUUUAAA
Messenger RNA from Xiphias gladius (swordfish), 783 nucleotides. It is a transcript of the gene dnlz, whose product is annotated as DNL-type zinc finger. The transcript has 3 exons. Gene Ontology annotation, cellular component: mitochondrion. Lineage: Eukaryota; Metazoa; Chordata; Actinopteri; Istiophoriformes; Xiphiidae. Gene Ontology annotation, molecular function: zinc ion binding; protein-folding chaperone binding. Bases 83 to 709 code for a protein of 208 amino acids. Gene Ontology annotation, biological process: protein folding; protein import into mitochondrial matrix; protein stabilization. The record is from RefSeq and is a predicted model, not a curated record.